This is a messenger RNA of Cylas formicarius (sweet potato weevil), 742 nucleotides long. RefSeq names its product coenzyme Q-binding protein COQ10 homolog B, mitochondrial. NCBI's taxonomy places the organism in Eukaryota, Metazoa, Arthropoda, Insecta, Coleoptera, Brentidae. The record is from RefSeq and is a predicted model, not a curated record. The transcript has 2 exons. Gene Ontology annotation, cellular component: mitochondrion. Gene Ontology annotation, biological process: cellular respiration; ubiquinone biosynthetic process. Gene Ontology annotation, molecular function: ubiquinone binding. Bases 136 to 669 code for a protein of 177 amino acids.
CACAAUUAUAAAGAAGAAGAAGAACCUAGUAACCUGACACUUUAAUUUCAAAAUUGUUAUUUACAAAAUUUUCAAUGAUUAGAUCAUGUUUGUAGAUUUCACACAAUGCCAAAUUAAUAUGUUUCAUAGGUAACAAUGAUCAGACCUCUAAGAUAUUUGCAUUUUUUCAAAAUUCCCCAAAAGGAGAAGAAAUAUGUUGCCAGAAAAUUGAUCGGAUACUCCAGUGAGCAAAUGUAUUCGGUUGUUUCGGACGUGAAAAAUUACCGACAAUUUUUACCUUUUUGCACCCAAUCAAUCAUACUGGAAUGCAAAGAUGAUGUUAUAUAUGCAAAUUUAGAGAUAGGGUUUCCUCCGAUAGUUGAAAACUACACAUCAAAAGUACUGCUCAUAAGGCCCCACAUGGUCCAUGCUGUGGGUCUUGACGGACGAUUGUUUCAUUCUUUGGAGACUGUAUGGAAAUUUGCCCCUGGACUAAAAAGCAAUCCCCAGUCUUGUAUUGUUGACUUUAGUGUCAGAUUCGAAUUUAAAUCUGUUAUACACAAACAACUGGCAUCCAUGUUCUUCGAUAAGGUGGUCAUGCAAAUGGAAUCUGCUUUUUUUAAUGAAGCAAAAAGAAGAUAUGGCAAAGAAUCAGUACCUAGUCAUAUUUUAAGUUAUGUAAAUAAUUGAAUUUACCAGUGAUAUUAUGCUUAUAAAAACAUAAAUAAGUAAAUUGCAUGUAUAAAGAAACAACACCAAAUUU